GUUCAGUUUAGCUUGAACUGUUCGCCAGGUGGCGCAACAGUAAAAAAAAAGAUGUCAGCGGCCAUGAAAAACACAUUUUUGAAUAUAAACUGCUUUAAAUAGAAGAUGAAAAUCUUUAGUUCAGAUCUAUAAAAAGAAAAAGUAGAUCUAUCCACAAGAUAUUGCAUAUCCAGGAUUUCAGAUAGAUUUCUCUACCGAGCUGACAGAAGCGUUCAUGAAGGUUGUCCAGUUCCUAUUAUUGACUACCUAUAGGCUAUACUAAUAAAAUGGGAAAGGUUAAGCGACAACGACAAAAGCUUCACACAUCUUCCUCCAAGACAGAUGUUGAGGAUGAAGUAGGAAAUAGUAUUCCAUUGCCCGCAGUUCCAGACUACAAUCCAUUUGAUAAUCCUUUUAAGAAGCUGAUUGGUGUAGGAACAUUAAAGAAACUGCCUGAUGAUUGGGAUGCUAAGAGUUCAAUAACCAAUAAGUCCCUAAGGGGAAUACAUGGCAAGAAAAAGGAUAAAAGAAAACUCAGACAUGAUCUUUGGCUCCAAAAACUGAAUGCUGGAGAAAGUGCGAAGAAUGAGGAGAAAGCAAGAAAGAAACGGGAGAAGACUGCCAUUGUGGGAGAUAUGCGGCCCUUAGAAGAGACACUUCCCACAUUAGAAUUACUCUUAAAGGGAAAGGGCAGAAAAAGAACUACUAGCACAAGUUCGGAUGAGAAGGCGAAAUCACUGAAAAAAGAAGCCACCAGAAAAAAAGAGGCAUUGGCUGACAUUAGAUUAUUCCAACAAGUGCUGAAACACCCCAAGUACAAAGAAAGUCCAUUUCACACAAUAUCUGAACAUUUACACAAUAAACAAAAACAAGAAGAUGAAAUGGACAGUUAGAAUAAGUACUAUAAACUAAGAAAAUUCUGCACACAAAUUUUCUAGAUUGUAUCAUUUUUUAUACAAAUAUUCAGCUAUCAAUGGCAGCAUUAGAAAAACUAAUCCUGCAAAAUUUUAGAAAAUAUAAACUGAACUGCUCUAAAUGUUCUAGUUUCACAAAUUACAUAGAAAGGACAUUUUAGUAUUGCGUCAUAACUGCUUCAUUAUUCGUUAGUAAUAAGGUUCCUUAUAUGAAUAUCAAUGUAAAAUUUACAAAUAAAAUGCCUAAAUUACAAAUACAUGUAUGAUGUAGCAAAUAAACAAAUAGAUCCCAAAAUAA
Owenia fusiformis is the source of this 1191-nucleotide messenger RNA. NCBI's taxonomy places the organism in Eukaryota, Metazoa, Annelida, Polychaeta, Sabellida, Oweniidae. The record is from the annotation of a GenBank genome assembly.